Messenger RNA from Aspergillus puulaauensis, 2391 nucleotides. RefSeq names its product putative rhamnosidase B. NCBI's taxonomy places the organism in Eukaryota, Fungi, Ascomycota, Eurotiomycetes, Eurotiales, Aspergillaceae. Gene Ontology annotation, biological process: carbohydrate metabolic process. The record is from RefSeq and is a predicted model, not a curated record. The transcript has 4 exons. Bases 1 to 2391 code for a protein of 796 amino acids.
AUGGUGAAAGUAACCGCCGACGAACAAAAGACAAUCAACGAGCUCCAGGACAGCUGGGUCUGGAUGCCGAACUGGGUUGAUUCGUCCUCGUUGAAUACAGCCGGUCGACUCGUCCGUUUCAAGCGACAGAUCUCACUCUCUACUCGACCUACGCGAGCGCUGCUUCAUUUCUCAGCGGAUACACGAUAUAAACUGGUUGUUAAUGGAGAGCGCGUGGCUGUUGGACCGACCCGGGGCAGUCCGUGGAUCUGGUACUACGAUACCCUCGAUAUUGCCCCGUAUCUGCGAGAAGGCAACAAUACUGUCCAGUUCGAUGUAAUUCGGUAUUUUGCAGCUGUCCGGGGUGCGAUGCCUUUUCAGCGAACGGCAUUCCCGGGCUUGACAGUUAUCGGGCGUGUUGAGGCCGGGAACGAGGUCGUCGAGAUCAACACUGCCAGCAGCAAGUGGGAGGCGCAGAUAGACGAGAGUAUUCAGUUUCCAAUGGGACUGGUCGAUGACCCAUUUCUGCAUAUCAACGAACGCAUCUAUCCAAUCAUCCAGUCUCCGCCAGUAACUCCGGUAGUAUACGGCAUCAAGACUCUAAACGGUGAACUGGCACCGUGGAGACUGCGACCACGACCUAUUCCUAUGCAUGUGGAGACCAAAGUUGCUGUUCAUACAGUUCGUGCUUGUCAGAGCGCAGUCCCUGCAGAAGAGUGGACAGCCAGCCUGAGAGAUCGGAAAGCAAUAGUUCUUCCUGAGAAUUCAUCGCAUACAAUCGAACUGCAAGCAGACGUCCACUCGACAGCCUUCCUGCGGUGGACAUUCACAGCAGAAAAACCGUCAUCUGUCCGUCUAAAGCUUACGUAUUCUGAAGGCUAUGAGCUGGACCCUCGAGCAUAUCCCUUCUUCCGUACAAAGGCUGAUCGACUGGAUGCGGCCAAUGGACAUCUCAUCGGGCCAUUCGACGACGUACACUUGGAAGUGUCCGACUCGAAGCCACUUAUAUAUGAACCGUUCUGGUUUCGCACAUUCCGGAUACUGCGACUGGAGAUAACAGUUGGGUCUGAGCCAGUGGCCCUUACCGGGUUUGAAGCGACACAGGUCAAUUACCCUCUGGCCAUCAAAGCUAGUUGGGAUAACCUGGGAGACCCUGAUAGUAGUGCCAUCUGGGAUGUCUCGAUCCGCACACUGCGCAACUGCAUGUUCGAUGGAUACUCCGACUGUCCAUUCUACGAGCAACUUCAGUACUCCGGUGACUCCCGCUCCGUCGGCCUCUUCCACUACCUCCUCUCUGGCGACGACCGGCUCAUGCGCCAAGCAAUCACCAACUACGCAGCGUCGAUUACAUUCGAAGGUCUCACGCAGUCACGGUUCCCAUCGCAUGUUCCGCAAGUUAUCGCGGGAUUCUCCCUCUACUGGAUCCUGCAGGUAUGCGACCACCAUAUAUAUUUCGGGGAUACGGGAUUCACCCGCUCGUUUCUUCCCUGUGUUGACGGCGUUCUUGAAUUCUUCAAUGCGCAUAUUGAUCAGCUUGGCCUUGUCAGUGGGUUUCCUGAGGAUGUGUGGCAGUACGUCGACUGGGUGACGACCUGGGGCGCGACGGAUGAGCAUCCAGACAAGGGCGUGCCGACGUCAGGGAGGAAGUCCAAUCGGCAUACAUAUUUUAGCCUUCUGUAUGCGUUCGUUCUGCAGAAAGCUGCACAGUUAGUCCGGGAUGUAGGACGGCCGGGAUACGAAGAGGAAUACGAGUCUCGUGCGGUGUCUCUACAGGAAGCUGUUAGGAGACACUGCUAUGAUGGACGGUUCUUCACGGACUCGACGGUCCAUGUUGCGGGUGAAGACGCAUACUCGCAGCACUGCCAGGUAUUUGCCAUAAUUUCAGGGACUGCAACCCCAGAAGAACGCGCGCGGCUGUUGAAGGAAUCGUUUUCCGAUCCCCGUUUCUCCAAGUGCUCGUAUAUGAUGCGCUUCUAUGCCCUCCGCGCGUUCAGUAUAGCUGGGGAUGAAGUAUACGAAAGGUUCUGGGAUCAGGCAUUUCAGCCAUAUAGGAAGAUGCUUUCCCAGAAUCUGUCAACGUGGGAAGAGGACGAUGUACGCCAGCGCUCGGAUUGUCAUGCCUGGGGGAGCGUUCCUAUCUAUGAAUAUUGUGUGGAACUGGCUGGUAUUCAGCCCAUUUCUGCUGGGUGCAAGAAGGUGCUUUUUAAGCCGAGGCUGGGGCUUAGUGAUGCUUUAAGUGCUACGGUUGCACUGGGUGGAGAUAAUACUGCUAGUAUCUCCUGGACAACGCGGGAUAUUGGGGAGAAGGACAUAUAUUUGAAGUUUACGAAGGAAGUUGAGGUUGCAAGUCAAUUGCCAGGUCGGGUUAAAGUUCAUCAUGGUGUCACUGACAGCCUGCACCUGGUAUUUUAG